AUGGAUGAAAGUUCAUCAGAUGAUGUCACUGCUCACAUUCUACACAUAACCUGGAUCGCCAUCACCUGUUCCAUUUCCUGUUCUAAGUGUGUGUGUGUGUGUGUGUGUGUUCUCUCCAGGCUUGUUUCCACAGUCCAUGCGCUGGUCGUUGGGCUCUUCUGUCUCUACAUCCUUUGUUUCGACGACAAAGUCAACGCCGACCCUGUCUGGGGAGACCCCACUCUUGUGAAGCUCAACGUAGCCAUUACCUGUGGCUACCUCGUUUAUGACCUGGUGCUGCUGGCAUGUAACUGGAGCACCAUGGGAGACGGCUUCUUCGUGUGUCACCACUUGGCGGCGCUCUACGCUUACGGAUACGUCCUGACUCGAGGCGUACUUCCCUACUUUGCCAACUUCCGUCUCAUUUCAGAGCUGUCCACACCGUUUGUGAAUCAGAGGUGGUUCUACGAGAUGCUGAAGUACCCGCGCUCCCACCGGCUGGUGGUCCUGAACGGCGUGGCCAUGGCGGUGGUCUUCUUCCUGGUGCGCAUCGCCGUCAUGCCGCCUUACUGGGCCAGCGUCUUCGCCACCUUCGGGACGGAGAGCUUCGCGCGGCUCGGCCUGGGCGCCCAGGUGGCCUGGAUCUCGUCCUGCAUCGCGCUGGACGUCCUCAACACCAUCUGGAUGUACAAGAUCGCCCGCGGCUGCUACAAGGUGCUGACGGGCGCCGCCGCACGGCGCUCCAAGGCGGCGCCGGAGCUGGAGCCCCGGGCGGCGCUGCCGUCGCCGCCGCCGCAGGACGCCGUGAAGAACCACGCCGACUGAAGCCGCCGGAGGUGGAGAUGCAUGGGGAGGGGGGGGGGGGGGGGGUUCAAUGUCUCGAACCCCCCCCCCCCCUCCCCCCACCCACCCACCUGACCCAAUCAGCCCCCCUGGAGUUCGACUGACAAGCACACGCUAAAGUAACCCGGUCGUGUCCCCCCCCCCCCCCUCCCUCCCUGUUCUAGCAUCACUACGCCCUUAUCUACUACUACUACUACUACUACUAAUACUCCCUUUCUUUCCCUCACCCUGCCCCUAGUUUCUCUCUCUCUCUCUCUGCCUUCGGCUGAAGGGCCCGAGAGUCCAGAAAAGCAAUAAUUGCAGUGGAAGGAAAAAUCGGCGGAUUUGAUCAGAAUCACUUUCUCCUCCCCCGCCACCUCCUGUCCGUCAUCAUCACCUCCACCUCCCCGUCGUCACCUCCUCCUGCCCCUCACUCAUCACUACACCCCCCCCGUCCUCUGCUUCCUCUAUCCCCCCCCACCUCCCCCAGUCUUGUUGAUGAAGCUCUGAAAACAGUUUCUGUCGUCUUGUUAUGGUCCGGUUUAUUCUGCAGUCCUCCAUCGUUCCGGCAUCUCCCCGAGGCCCCGGCGACUCAGAACAGAGGUCUCCAGGAAACACACACACACAACCACACACACACAACCACACACAGACACACAGACACACAGACAAGACACACAGACCAGGGUGUCACGUAGGCCGGGGACGCUAGGACACCAGCUCACAACGCCCUUUGACCUCUGACUGGUGGGUGUGGGGGGCCAACAGUGCGUGCUCCGGUCGGGAGCAGGGGGGGGGGGGGGAACACUGUCAUCGACUCAGUAUUUCUCAUGCGGGACACGGAGGCUGGCUACCCUGGGACCCCCCCCCCACACACACACACACACACACAUACACAUACACAUACACAUACACAUACACAUACACAUACACAUACACACACACACACACACACACACACACACACACACACACACACGGCGUCCCCCGCGCCCCGGUCCGAUGAGACCCCUCAACAGUUCAUCACAAACCUCUGCCUCAGCGGCCAGGGGAGACUUCGGUUGAGCCGGUUGUUUUGGUUGCGUUCUACCUCUCUUCCCUGCCUUAUAAAGACUACAGGAGGACUCACUCCAGCCCUCUGCGUUCACUGUCGCACUCAGCCCAAUGGUUAUUGCUUGUGUGUGUGUGUGUGUGUGUGUUUUUUGUUUUUCAUUUUCCCGUACCGAGGGGGUUUUAGUCAUGGGAAGAAUCAAAUCCGAUGUGUAUCUCCAUCACUCGUUCAUUGAACCCAAGAGAGCUUUUUAUCUUCUUUAUUCUCUUUGUUCUUCUUUUGUGCUCUCUCUCUCUCUCUCUCUCUCUCGUCGCUUCAGUCGAUUAUCUCUGGAGAUUUCCUCUGCCAGCCCAGUUGGGUAUCGCUAGCGUUCAUACGCCAACGUUGACAUGCUAGCGUUUAUCUGCUAGCUCGCGGGCAUCUCCGUGGUUCUUAGUGACGCUGUGACGUCUAUACACGCGUGCGUUCGGCGUGUGCUGUACAAUGCUCCCCGCACAGAAUGUCUGUCCCGUGAAUGAUCCUGGUAUACUAUUAUACAGAGAAUCAAACGACAGAUAAUCACACAUGCUCAAUCGGUUUCGGGAGUCGAUCCCUGAGGUGGCUAGCCAUGUGCUAACAUAAGCAGCUAGCUGCUUGUUCUGGUUUUAGUUUUUACGAUGAUAACUUUGGAUCAUUGAUAACCUCGCUAUAAAGCAUGAUUAAUAUACAAUAUUUUUGGAGGCCUUAGGAAAAAUAGAUUGAAUAGAUGAAUGAGACCUCUAAAUAUACACGAUUUUAAUGUUAAUCCAACGAUUUAAUGUUAAUCCAACGAGGGUUUCUCUACCCCGAUUUCUUUUUUUUUUAUAAAUCUAGUGCGUUGUGUCUCUUCUUAAGAGCAGAGUAUAUGCAUGUGUUGGUUUAUUUAUGUGUGCUGCUCUGGGUUAGGGCCAGAGGUCGUCUGAGAAGUCGGCCGAUCUCUUCCUUCAAAGAGGAGGGGUUGUCCAGGGAUAAAGACCGCCCAGUAAUAAUUGCCCAGUAAAAAUCUGAAAUGACUCUAAUCUGAAUUGACUAGGUCUUGGGAGUAGGCUGGGUCUAUUUUUGUCUCAGUUUGACCCCCUUUCGGUCAGUCAGUUGGUGGAGGUGUGCGCUCGUUCUGGCCUGGAGGUGCGAUGAAGGACGACAGACUCACUGUGUGUCCUCUGCAUCAGGCAAACCCUGACCACCUGUCUGUCUGUCUGCCUGCCUCCACCAACCCGUCGGUCUGCCUGCCUCCACCAACCCCGUCGGUCUGCCUGUCCCUACCGGUUCGUUUGCCUCUAGCUGUCAUCGGUCUGUCUGCCUCUCGCGGCCUGUCCCCAUUACCUGUCCCCAUUACCUGUCUCUCUGUCCGUCUCUACCUGUCUGUCUGUGGCUUCACACCAGCAGGGGCUGUGAUUUGUCUAACAACCCUUUUCUUUGUUCUUUUAGAAUGACCUUUGCCCUUUUUUAAAGCUGAAAUCCCCCCCCCCCUCCUUCUAUAUUCCUAAUAUGAAUACUGUAUAUAAUGUAUAUGUAUACUGUAUAUAUGUAUACUGUAUAAUGUAUAUGUAUACUGUAUGCAUAUAUUUUUGUAACCUGCCUGCACAAUGAAUAAUCCGGCCAAGUAUUAUCGUAGACAUCAUCUGAGGGGGUCUCCUCCCCGGGGGGGGGGGGGGGGAAAUCAUGUGUGUGGACGGGGGUCUGGCUCCUGUGAAUGUGAUGCGGCAUAAUGAGCAUCUUUUAACGCCCAUGGGGAUGAGACUGGAACUCUCAAUGAACACACACACGCAUUAAAUUAUAUUUUGGACUUCUUCCUCGUGUUUUGGGGUCGCGGACGUGCCGAGAUCCUGUACUCCUGUCCGGCUGACCUCUGGAACUUUAAAAGCUGUGAAUCCGUCACAACGGUGACUACAUCGAGGGUCUGACAUGGAGAGGGGGGGGGGGGGCGGUGACCCCGUCAUGAGACUGAUAAGGAGGAGCUGGGAUAACGUCAUCAUCGGCCCGUUUUUGUGUCGUAGUUUUAUUUGUGUUUUUAUUUUUGUACGCCACCUUUGGAUGCCUUUUUGAGUUCAGACUGGUACUAGGACUCUGGUUUCAGAGGGUUUCCCGCGGAUCUCUGCCUCCGUAGGGGUGGGGGGGGUCCCGGGUACAGAUCAGGUGGCUGGGGUGGGGGGGGGGGGGGGGGGGGUCGGAGGGUAGGUGUGAUCUCAAUACAAUCGUUACAAUGCAAACGGUGAGGGCGAGGUUGGGGAGGGAAUAAUUGUUUUGGGAAGUUACAAAUUGUCGAUAAAGUUGUGAUUGAUUUGGUGAGGGCAGAUUGUAGAGGCGUAACGAAGAUGCCUGCCGGCUCGCGAUUGGUCCGUUUGACCCGCUGCUCAGUGGGAGCAGAGAGGCGUCCGAUUGGAUAGCGCCGGACUCUUAACCGCCAUGCUGAGAGGUCACCUGGUACCCAGGGCGACAAGGUCAUUCAAUCCUAUUGUAGAGGUCGGCGGCAUUCAGACUUACCAAGUACAACGGCACUUUUUGAUCUUGUACUAACGAUGCACAAUGUGUUAGAAUUGAGAAUAGCCUGACUUAAUGAGGUUGGGUUAAUCGAACAGAAAACAUGAUCUGAAUGAGAAUGAUUAGAGUGAAAACAAUUAAAAUCUUGCCAGUGAAGCUUCUGAUCUUCUUACUUUUUGUUUUGUCACUUUUUAAUUUCCUCUUUUAAUACAAUGCAAUCUUUAGUUUUUGUUUUUCUGUUCAAGCUGUUUAUUCUGGAGGUUUUAAAGGGGACAUAUUAUACCACCAGGUGUGAGUGUGAUUAGCCUAAAAAGCCGUUUCGAAAAUCGGUGGACAGUGGGCGAGUCCACCUAGAUCUGUGCUGGAUAGAUCAGUUUACCGGCCUACCCAGUGGACUGAAGUAAACGUUGCUCAUCUAUCCAGCACAGAUCUAGGUGGACACGCCCACUAGUGAUGUCAUAUGGGGCAGAUUUUCGAAACGGCUUGUAAGGCUAAUCACACUCACACCUGGUGGUAUAAUAUGUCCCCUUUAAUGUGAAGCGGUGAACAGUACACACACAGGCCCUGUAUACUUGUGUCUCGGAUCAACGCCGUCUACGAUGACCACUACUAAUGAUCGGAUUGUAGCGAUGAAGCUGAGACUUACUUGAAUGUUAUGUCAUUCAAUAAAGUUGAUGACGGGGCGGAAGUUGA
Molecule: messenger RNA, 5044 nt
Organism: Gadus macrocephalus (Pacific cod)
Lineage: Eukaryota; Metazoa; Chordata; Actinopteri; Gadiformes; Gadidae
Gene: tlcd4b
Product: TLC domain containing 4b
Exons: 6
Coding region: 1-804 (267 amino acids)
Biological process (GO): lipid homeostasis
Cellular component (GO): membrane; endoplasmic reticulum
Source: RefSeq, a predicted model, not a curated record